Molecule: messenger RNA, 3697 nt
Organism: Drosophila pseudoobscura
Lineage: Eukaryota; Metazoa; Arthropoda; Insecta; Diptera; Drosophilidae
Exons: 1
Coding region: 691-1074 (127 amino acids)
Source: RefSeq, a predicted model, not a curated record
CUGAGCAAUAUUUGAGGCAUUUAUCUAGGGUGCACUGGCACCCAGUGUUGCCUUACAGCGCUCAAACGCACUGUAUGUGUUAUAUGUUGAGACUGCGGCCUCAACUUUUUAUGUUUUUGCAGUUGAAUGGAGCUGUCGCAAAGACACCCACACACACGCACACACACAGACAGACAGACAGACAGACAGGAAGAAACGUGGACAGGAACAGGAACAGGGACAGGAUAACUUUUGUUUGUGUUUAUUGUGGUGACAAAAGGGAAAUUAGCAAUGACAAUUAGCCGGGAUUGCCCAUGUCCGUGUCUCGGCCUGUGUGUGGGUGUGUGUGCUUGUGCAUGGUUUCAUUAAUUAACUGAGACAUGAAUGAGAGAGUCAAACAAGGCCAAGAGGAAGAGUUACUGUCCCAGGAGACACAUACACGGAGAGAUUCAGUAAGUUAGUAACUCUUUGCGGCUACUGCUGUGGCCACUCAUGCCCUAAUGGACCAUCUCAGUUGGGGUUAAUCUCUUUAAACACGGCCACUCAGCUCCACUCCAACCACGGCAUACAGAUACUCGUACUCGUAAACCGAAACCCCACUGCCACCAACACCACCACCACCAACGAACAGCAAAAGUUAAUCAGUGUAAGAACUUCUUGCAUCGCAUCGCCUGGAUCGCACACGGAUUUAGAUCGGCCAGCUCGUCCCAGAUGGCUUGUGGCUGCGCACACAGUAGUUUAGGAUACACAGAGAAGGAUAGACUUAUAGUGACGCCGGGACAGGGACAGCGGCAGCAGCAUCCACGCCAGCGCCGCCAGGUGCGUCUUCUUCAGAACAGUCCGUCCUCCGACCAGAGCAACGGCACAUUGGUGGCACAGCGCCUGAUCAACUCCGGCAGCAGCACCAAAAUGAAGACGCUCUCCUCCUUCAUCAGCGAGCAUCCCGAGGAGCUGGCCCAGCAGUGUCGCGUCCAGGCCAACCCCAACGCCCCUGGCAAUGGGAAUGGCCAGCAGACGACAAAGUGGAAGAGCCUCAGGGCCGUGAUGGCUUACUACUGCUCACUACGACGCAUUAAGAGGAAUGUUGCUCACUAACCUACUAUCAUAUACUCGUGCAUAUAUGCGUAUAUACCUACAAUAUCUGUUUAACUGGAGAUUCAAGUUUUUCUAGCGUUAUCUAACCUAUGUUUUUGUGUGUGUGUAAACUCUCUUGCAUUGUGUGCGUGCGUGCGUGCGUGCGUACGCACGUGUGUGUGAGAUAAUCCCCCUUCUUGCUCACCCUCCACAGAAAAUAAUCGUAAAGUCCUUGAUAUGACCCUCGAUACUAACUAACCGACUAACUCUCAUUGAUCGCUCUGUCUCACACAUACACACACACUCUUUGUCUCUCUCUCUCUCUGUCUCUGUUACUAAUUACUAACCCGAUCUUAUCGUAGUGUAUGAACCUAUGUGUAACUAUCUAUAUAUCUUAUAUAUCAUUGAUGUGUAAGCGAAUGCCAGACCUCUCUCAAAACUCAAAACUCAACUCAACUCUAAUCCAAAUCGCUCGUUCGCCUGCUCGCUCAUUCGCUAACUCUCUCCCUCAGUCCAUCAUUAGAUCUGUUAAUUUUUCUCUGUGUCUCUAUUUCUCCCACUCAAUGUUCUAGGGCUCUAGGGCGGUAUGGUUAAGUAUUGUCAAAGAAACAACAAUAAACAUUCAAUUUCAUAGAAGUCCCUUCAGAUGAUGCUGCCUUUAAGCGGUUUUUAAGGGGUUUUCAUAGGUGUUGCAAAGCAUUGGACAGAUAUAUGUUUAACCAUAUGAAUAAUACCUUAUUUUAUGAGGGAGGUACAUACAUAGCUCUGUAGUUUUAGUUCAGGGUGAGCCAAUUCUGUAUUAACUUAAACUCUAAAGAACUCUAAGCUCUAUAACUUUCUCCACACACUCUCCUUGUGGGAAGAAAAUUUUGUCAAUUAAUGGUUUAAUCAGUGUUGAAAAACGUUUUUCAGAAAUUUACAUAAGUUAAUCAACACAGUGCAUAUUACAAGAGAGAAGGCACUGUAUUAUUUAAAAUUUGCAGGUACUGAGAAUAUAAAUUACCUACAUUUUCAACUCCAAAACUUGAAAACUUUCUCCGCACACUCUGUAGCUUAAUCAGUGUUGAAAAGCGUUUCGUUUGUCAGAAAUUUACAUAAGUUCAUCAACCAUGCACAUGUCCUGUACCAUGUAUGUGUACAAGCGGUAGCACUGUAUUAUUUAGAGAGAAAAGAAACGAUUUUGGCUCAGGAUUAAAGGAAUUUCAGCACGCAACUUUAAAACUUUCUCGUUGCUCUACAGGGAUUUACUCGUUUGAUAAGUGUUGAAAAGCGCGUGACACAAAUUUGCAUAUAUUAAGCAUAUGCAUAAUAUAUGUAUGUAUGCAUGUAUUUCUCAUAUGGCGGAGGUAGCACUGUAUUAUUUGGAGGGGAGCAAAGGUGUCAGGGCCGGGAACACUCCACUCGUACACUUAACCACUUUCUGUUCUAGUUUCGGUUCAUUUUUGGCAAGGGGAAACUUAAAAGUUUACCCCACCUAAACAAGUUGAUGCCAAGCUGAGGCAAGCACACACAGAUUCAGAACUUACAUACAGAUGCACACACAGAUACACACGUGCACAGACAUGGCAUGACAGUGUAAAGGGGCUGAAGAAGCAGAAGAACUUUUGCUUGAAAAAUCUCUGCAAACAGCAAAAGUUAAAGUGGCUUUUGUUUGUGUGAGAAGAGAGAGUGUGUGUAUGUGUGAAUCGAUAUGUUUAAGCUGCUGCUGGCUGCUACUGGCUGCCGCCUGCUGGCUGCAAUGUAGGCGAACUUUUGACACAAAUACACCAACACACAGACACACACACACAUAGUACAGAGAGAGGAGCAUUCAACAUGCGCCUAUGCAUACGCCACAAUGCUUGUUGUAUGCCGCUUGCCGUUUGCAGCUUGCCGCCUGCCGCCUGGCAUUGUGCAUACCGAAUGGGAAAUUGCCUUCUGACUGACAACUUACAAAGAAUUUGAAUUUGGAAAAUUGCAAAUUUAUGUAGAAGCCAAGGGAACACACUGACUCAGACACAAAUACACUUCGUACCAGAGAAGGGGGAACCCUUGGAAGACCAAAAUCUAUGCAGUCUUCUUUGAAUCCGCCACUGAGUCCUGCCUCAACAAAAGGAAGAGGGCAGUGCCUGGAUGACAUCUCACUGCCCCAGUCUCGGCGGAUCCAUUGCCCCAUUGCCCCUUAUUGUCCCAUUUCCACAUUGACCUUUCCCCUCUCCCAAUGUGGCUCUCUCUCUCUCUCUCUCUCUUAAGAGAGAACUUGUGGUUAGGUAAUUCCUUUACAAGUUACUUUGAUUCGCAAUCAAAUGCAUUGUUCGAUCUGUCGUCUGUCGGCAAUUGUGUUUUGAUUUCAAGCUACUUGAGAUGCUGCUCACUUCUGCCGUGUGGCACAGGUACGAGUUACAUAUCUCGAAUAGAGAUGUGUUGAGUUCUUAAUGGGGAAUAAAUCAAUCAAACAGUUCAAGCAUUGCAUCUAACUAUUUAUACACUCGGGUCACUAGGCUUCACAUACUUACAUGUGUGCGUCGAUGUCGAUGUGCAGUUGAAAGUUCAGGAAUUAAAACUGUCCGAAUUGGGAGCUGAGUUCAGUCAACUGUCUGUUUAGCUGCCAGUUAACGUAUAAUUGGACAUUGAUAAAUUGAAAGAUAUUUUAAGUGAGCCCAAC